AGCAGGGACGCCCCUCUGCCAAAGUAGUUCUGGGAUCUUCUAAGGGGCCUCUCAGUCCCGCUCAGGCUGUUUCAUCUUCAUCAUCUUCAUCCCUGCAGGCUGAAGCUGUGCGGUCAUGGCGGUCCUUCUGCUGCUCGCUGCAACGUUCCUGCUCAGCUGCAUCGAUGCUCAGAGCGUCCGAGCUCGCCAUCAGAACAUGAAGGUCCGGAUCAACGCCACCGGUGACACCAUCGUCAUGAAGUUUGUGCGUCCCAGCGCUCCGGUGAAGCUGGAAGGUUACAUCCUGGGAUACGGAAGCAGGAUGUUCUCCAGACAGUUCAUCCAGCUGCCCGAGAAUGGACAGACCUACGAGACGGAGAUAGACGCAGAACCGAAGUACCUGGUGGCGGUCCAGCCAGUCCAGGCCAACGACGUGAAGAAAACCUGCACAGGUAAGGUGGACCUGGAGAAGAUGCUGCACCUCGUCAUCACCUCCGUCAGCCCCACGGCGGUGCUGCUGUCCUGGGGGAACCACCUGAAGACCCCCUACGAAGGGGACAUCCGGAGGGAGUGCCUGGAGGACGGGUUCUACACCGUCCGCCACAGGGAGAGGAACCGGGAGUGGAUCUACCAGACGUGUCCCACCAGCGACAUGGUCAUCGACAAACUGAAGCCCAACACGCCGUACGAGUUUGGCGUCCGUUCCAACACGGAUGGGAAAGCCGGUUUGUGGAGCAAGCCGCUGUUCCACAGCACCAGCAUGGGCAAUAAAAAUGUCAAGAAACCCGUGAAGAUGCGGAUGUCUCCUAGAAAGCCGAUGAAAGCGGAUUCCUUCUUCCCGCCGCGGCUCGCUUUGCAUAACGCUACGAGGCCUCGCCCCCCCUCUGCCGUCGGCGUCCACAGCUUUCCCGGAUCGCAGGGCUCCUUCGGCAGCAGGGUCAGAAACGACGGCGCCCGGCGGGCCCAGCAUCCUCCCUCCCUCUCUAAAUUCCUGCCGACCUCCACCCCUUCUGCCAACAUCACUGCCUCCCCCCACGCUAACCUGCCCCCCAGGAACGGCUCAUCUCCUAACCGGACCACCACAGCGCCCUCUGGUGUCUCCGCGACGCCUCCUAACGCUGCGGCCGUCCACAGGUCACGGGGGGACUGGUCCCUGCUGAGGCCCGCUCUGGCCAAUGAAAGGGCCAAAGCUAACACCUGGGGUCACAGAAACCUGUCGCUGCCCCCGCAGCCCCACGGCCCGCCACCUCCCACAGAGGCCGGAUCCUCCAGCCCAGCGUCCAGAAACCACCUCUAUCCAUUGUCUAACGGCCUUAGAGCACCCCAAGCUUUUCCUAGAUCCAGUAACUCCUCCCCGACGACAGGGAGGCUUGGGGUAAAUGGACACCGGCGCCGGGGCUUUUCGGCGCCCAAACUAGCCAUAUGGCACCGACACCGACAGGGAUCUUCUCCUCACCCGGUCAUCAACACCAGAACUAACAAGGUGGCCAAACCUGGAGGAACCGACAAGGAGAACAUCUUCCAGCUUUCUGACAAGCUCCACAUCUUGCACCCCAAAGUCCCGGCGGUGACGACCAAGCCCACCAAGAAGGACUGGCGGCAGAGCUCAACCGCCACGCCCACAAGCACAGCUCCAAAACAGGAAACGUGGGAGGAGUCUGAUCUCUUCAAGUCUGAGCCCGCCUCAGACCUGGACGCCAUGGGGAAGAAACGCUACGUAGCUCCUCACGUUGUCUACCAGACUGGUAAGAAGCCGGAGGAACCCUGCUCCAUCACCACCUCCCUCAGCUACUUCCCUGAAGAGGAUCGUGGCGAGGCCAACGUGACGUCUCCUCCCAGGAACGCUCCUUCCAACCUGACGGUGGUGACGGUGGAGGGAUGUCCGUCCUUCGUCAUCCUGGACUGGCAGAAAACAGACAACGACACCACAGAGUACGAAGUAAUUUCCACCUCCAAAGGUCCUGAUGGAGAACAGGUUUCUGUCCUGACCACCAACCAGACCCACACUCCUGUGGAGAAUCUCAAACCUGACAGCACAUAUGAGUUUAAGGUGAAGCCCAAGAAUGAGCUGGGUGCAGGUCCUCCGAGUGAACCCGUGUCCUUCAGCACAGAGUCGGCGGACCCCCGUGUCAGCGAGAACGUUUCAGGAAAAGACGCCAUCUGGACUCAGUUUCCCUUCAAGACCGACUCUUACUCCGACUGCCACGGAAAGCAGUACAUCAAGAGAACCUGGUACCGCAAGUUUGUUGGAGUCCAGCUGUGCAACUCCCUCAGGUACAAGAUCUACCUGAGUGACUCCCUGAAUGGGAAGUUCUACAACAUUGGAGAUCUGAGCGGUUUCAGUGAAGAUCACUGCCAGUUCGUGGACUCCUUCCUGGAUGGACGGACCGGCCGGCAGCUCAGAGCGGAUCUGCUCCCCCCCAGACCCGGGUUCUUCAGGGCUCUCCGGCAGGAACCGGUCCACUUUGGACAGAUUGGUGGACAUUCCCACAUCAGCUACGUGUCCUGGUAUGAGUGUGGAACCCCCAUCCCUGGUAAAUGGUAGUCUUGGAGAGAAUCGUGAAGAACCCUCACCUGGGCUGGGACGCCAGCUGGGGGCCAAAGGCCAGUGGAGCCCCUGCAGUACCCAGAGCUGUAAAAAAUGUACAGGACUUCCUGGGGGGGCUGUAAGCAGAGAGCAUCUUCAGACUAUAGCAGCGCCUGAUCUUUGUACUCAUGGGGGUCAGAGCGGGGGGGGGGGGGGGGUGGGGGGGGGGGUGGGCUCCUCAGACUCAUUCUAGAUUCACUUUGUGGUUCCGUCAUGGGGAGCUGGUUCCCUGGAGGAAUCUUUCCAUAACUCGUGAGUUGUUAUUUAUCAGACACUCUUUGGUUCUUCAGAGUGAGGAACAUCAGCAGCUUCAGCCUGUUCUAGGUGGAUUAGGUUCCUCAAAGGUUCUACCAAACCAUCCAGCAUGUUUCUGCAGCUGAACCUCUGGGAGGAGAAGGCGGCGGUGUUCCUGCAGAGAACAUCUAAGUUCUCAAUGAAAGUGCAGGAAUGGAGUUGAACCUCAGUUUGUUUUGGUCUCAUGAACCUGCAGGUCAUCAUGAGGAUUUACUGUAGAAACCAGGAACAUUCAGAGACGGGAACCAUCAAACUUCCAGGAUGUUCCCGAGCUUCAGCUCGGCUCUUUGGUCCUUUGUUCACCUCCUUCAGUCCUCCCACGUUCGUCAGACCUUCAGUGGAACAAACCUGCCGGUUCCUCUCGUACGUCUAUUUGGAUCAGACCUGGCUUGGUUCUGUCUGUUUCCCGUCCUGCUGGUCUGUGGUGGGAUGCUGUUCUCCACACUCACUCGCAGAACCCAGAAGGUCUUCCACAGUCAGACUGACAGCAGGACAAUCUUCUGACGUCUUUAACGUCUGUUUUCGUGUAUUCUGGAUUCCAUAAUAAAGUUCUGGUUUCUUUUUU
Molecule: messenger RNA, 3425 nt
Organism: Oryzias latipes (Japanese medaka)
Lineage: Eukaryota; Metazoa; Chordata; Actinopteri; Beloniformes; Adrianichthyidae
Product: target of Nesh-SH3
Biological process (GO): positive regulation of cell-substrate adhesion; extracellular matrix organization
Molecular function (GO): protein binding
Source: RefSeq, a predicted model, not a curated record